Molecule: messenger RNA, 1875 nt
Organism: Yamadazyma jaroonii
Lineage: Eukaryota; Fungi; Ascomycota; Pichiomycetes; Serinales; Debaryomycetaceae
Source: the annotation of a GenBank genome assembly
AUGGCUAAAAAAGAUAAGAAAUCCAAAGACGCUAAGAAGGCCAGAGCUGCAGAAAAGCAGAAGAAAAAUGCAAGUAAAGCCGAAGUGAAAUCAAAGAAGAAAGCUAUAAAGUCAGGUGAUCAAGAAGAAGAUGAAGAUAUCGAUCAAAUUUUAGAACAAUUCGCUAAAGAACAAGAGUUAUUUCAAGCUGUUAACAUUGAGGUCGUAAAAAGACCUAGUAAGAGAUUGAACCCCGCAAUGGUGGCCAACCCCAUUCAAGGGAAGAAGGAAUUAUUAUUAUUUGGUGGUGAACAUACCGAAAAUGGAGUGUCCCACUUUUAUAAUGAUUUACACUCUUAUAACGUUGAUAAUGAUAUUUGGAGAAGAAUCACAUCCAAGAAUUCUCCUUUACCCAGAUCAUCACAUGCUAUGUGUGCACAUCCUUCAGGUAUAGUUUUAUUGUUCGGAGGGGAAUUUUCGUCCCCGAAACAAUCCACUUUCUAUCAUUAUGGUGAUACUUGGAUCUUGGAUGCCGAUACUAAAGAAUGGACAAAGAUUGAUCAAAAGAGAGGACCUUCAGCAAGAUCAGGUCAUAGAUUAGCUUGUUGGAAGAAUUAUAUUAUCUUACAUGGAGGGUUCAGAGAUUUAGGUGCUCAUACUACCUAUUUAAAUGAUAUGUGGUUAUUUGAUAUAACUACUUAUAAAUGGGCAGAAGUGGAAUUUCCACCUAAUCAUAUCAUUCCUGAUGCCAGAUCCGGUCACUCGUUGAUUCCAUGUGCUGAUGGAGCCAUUAUUUAUGGGGGUUAUUGUAAAGUUAAAGCGAGAAAAGGUCUUCAAAAAGGGAAAGUUUUAACUGAUAUUUGGACUGUUAAAAUGAAAUCAGAUCCUAAAGGUAUCAGAUUCGAAAGAAGACGUAAACAAGGUUUCAAUCCAUCUCCAAGAGUUGGUUGUUCUUUGACUUUCCAUAAGAAUAGAGGUAUAAUGUUUGGAGGUGUUUAUGAUUAUGAUGAAAGUGAAGAACAAAUCGAAUCAGAAUUCUAUAACAACUUAUACUCUUACCAAUUGGAAAACAAUAGAUGGUAUAAUUUGAGUUUGAAACCUCAAAAGAAGAAGAAACAAGUUCAAGUUGAAAAGAAAACUCGUGAUGAAGAUUUAGAAGAUAUCUUAAAUUCUAUUUUGGCCAAAGCUAAUUUAAAUGAUGAUGAAGAUGAUGAUGAAGUAUCACAAAUUGAAAAAUUGAAACAAUUAGAAGAAGAAGAAGAAAUCAACGAAGAAAAAGCAGAAUAUCCAAUGGUUAAUCAAUUACCUCAUCCUAGAUUUAAUCCAGCUACUUGUGUUUUAGAUGAUAAUUAUUAUAUUUUUGGAGGAAUCUUCGAAAGAUCCGAACAAGAAUUCUGUUUGGAUUCCUUUUAUUCCAUUGAUUUAAGUAAAUUAGACGGUGUUAAGGUUUAUUGGGAAGAUCAUACAGAACUUGAACAAGAAUAUGUUGGAUCAGAUGAUGAGGAAGAAGACGAUGAAGAUGAUGAAGAAGAUGAUGAGGAAGAAGAAGAAGAAAAUGUUGAUGAUGAAGAAGAGGAAGAAGAAGAAACUGAAGAAGAAAUUGAGGAAGUUGAAGAAGAAUUCCCUGAUGCUAGACCUUGGUUACCACAUCCAAAACCUUUUGAAAAUUUAAGAGCCUUCUAUGUACGUACAGGAGCUGAUUUCUUACAAUGGGCCAUUUCCAGUAAUAGAGAAGCUAGAGGUAAAUACUUAAAGAAAGCAGCAUUUGAUUUAUGUGAAGAUAGAUUCUGGGAAAGAAGAGAACAAGUAAGUAUAGCUGAAGAUGAAUUAGAAGAACUUGGAGGUGUUGGAGAAGUCAUUGAAAAAGAUACUACCAAAACCACCAAAAGAAGAUAG